This is a messenger RNA of Larimichthys crocea (large yellow croaker), 2939 nucleotides long. RefSeq names its product solute carrier family 44 member 4 (gene slc44a4). Gene Ontology annotation, molecular function: thiamine pyrophosphate transmembrane transporter activity. Gene Ontology annotation, biological process: choline transport; thiamine pyrophosphate transmembrane transport. The coding region runs from base 201 to 2375 and encodes 724 amino acids. The record is from RefSeq and is a predicted model, not a curated record. Gene Ontology annotation, cellular component: plasma membrane. The transcript has 22 exons. NCBI's taxonomy places the organism in Eukaryota, Metazoa, Chordata, Actinopteri, Sciaenidae.
CUCCGCAGGUGCGCUUGUGUCGUCACUGCCUAGUUACAAGUGGCAGGAAGAUCAAAGAUUUCUAACUUAGUUACCAUGUUAGCUCGGACACGGUGUUGCUGCUCUUAAACGUCGCUUCAGCUGCUUGUUUGCACACUUUUAAGAUUACCUGAAGCGUAGAAAGUUGCGGUUUUUUUAGAAGUUCAAGGUGAAGGCGGAACAUGGGUAAAAAAGAGGAGAAAAAUCCGGACAGCGAGUAUGGAGAACCUGCUCAGUUUGAUCCGACAUUCAACGGACCCAUAAAGAAAAGAGGGUGCACUGAUAUAAUCUGCUGUAUCCUGUUUAUGGCAGUCAUCCUCGGCUAUGCAGUAGUCGGGAUUUUAGCUUGGCUCUAUGGAGAUCCUAGACAUGUUCUUUAUCCAAGAAACUCAACUGGAUGGUUCUGUGGCACUGGACCAAAUAAAGACCGGCCUAACCUGUUCUACUUUGACUUUCUCAAGUGUGCCUCAUCUGUUAAUGUUAUGGCAACUGCCCUGAAUGGUUUUCAGUGUCCAACCACACAGGUGUGUGUGGAAUCUUGUCCCGAUAUGUUCUGGGCUGUGGGAGUAGACAAAUAUUUUCCAGGUGUAAAGCCAGCAGAUGUUUUCAAUCAAAGCCUUUGUGUGCCAUCCAUAGACCUGAAAAAUACUAGAGAGGAUGUUUCACAAAUCAUAAACAAGGAGCUGUGUCCUUUCUUCACUGUUCCCACGACCUCUGUGCUGGGGAGAUGUUUGCCAGAUAUCGCAGCCCUGGGGAACAUACCUUCAUCCUUUUCCGGUAUUCCAGGCUUACCCUCCACAAUUAAUGACACAAUCAACACAAUCAAGAAUGGCACUGGGGAUGUCGUCAAUGGCUUCAAUGCCAGAGACGUCGGCAUCCAAAUCUUUGAGGAUUUUGCAUCGUCAUGGCCGUGGAUCCUCAUUGGUCUGUUAAUAGCCAUGGCGGUCAGUAUGUUGUUCCUGCUGCUGCUAAGAUUCACAGCUCCAGUCAUGGUGUGGGUGCUCAUCAUAGGAGUCCUGGGUGCUGGGGCAUAUGGUAUAUGGCAUUGCUACUGGGAGUACGAUAACUACAAGCAAACCUCAGCUACCAUAUCUGACGUUGGUUUCACCACCAACUUCAAAGUUUACCUGCAAGUCCAAGAGACCUGGCUGGCCUUCUUGAUAAUCAUUUCUGUGGCCGAGGCCAUCAUUCUCCUGACCAUCAUCUUCCUGCGGACCAGAAUCCUCAUAGCCAUCGCUCUCCUCCAGGAGUCCAGCAGGGCUAUCAGUCACAUGAUGUCCUCUCUGCUGUACCCUCUCAUCACCUUUGUUCUCCUGGUGGUGUGUGUUGCUUACUGGGGUGCCACUGCUCUAUAUUUGGCCACUUCAGGGAACCCAAUCUACAGAGUGGUGGCUCUCAACUCGACUGCGGAAGGCUGUGACAGAAUCAAUGGCUCUGUGGACUGCGACCCUCAGAACUUCACCGCAUCAGAUUACUCAGAAUGCUCCUCUGCCAGCUGCAUCUUCAUCAAAUACAACGACGAGGGUCUCUUCCAGAGGAACCUCUUCAACCUGCAGAUCUACAACGUGGUGGCUUUCCUCUGGUGUGUCAACUUCGUCAUCGCCUUGGGACAGUGUACGCUGGCUGGGGCCUUCGCCUCCUACUACUGGGCCUUCACCAAACCAGAUGACAUCCCCAUGUUCCCUCUGACUGCCAGUUUUAUACGCUCACUCAGGUACCAUGUGGGCUCCUUGGCAUUCGGUGCUUUGAUCCUGACCCUUGUGCAGCUAGUGAGGAUGAUUCUGGAGUACAUUGACCACAAAACAAGAGCGGCACAGAAUCCAUGUGCUCGUUUCUUAAUGUGCUGCCUGAAGUGCUGCUUCUGGUGUCUGGAGAAGUUUAUAAAGUUCCUCAACAGGAACGCUUACAUCAUGAUUGCCAUUUAUGGGAAAAACUUCUGCGUCUCAGCCAGAAAUGCUUUCAUGCUGCUCAUGAGAAACAUAAUAAGGGUCGUGGUGCUUGAUAAAGUGACAGACCUGCUAUUGUUCUUCGGGAAGCUCCUGGUGGUCGGGGGUGUAGGUGUAUUGUCCUUCUUUUUCUUCUCUGGACGAAUCCUGUUACCAGGCAACACCUUCCGCUCUGAAACCCUCAACUAUUACUGGAUGCCAAUUAUUACAGUGGUGUUUGGCAGCUACCUCAUAGCUCACGGAUUCUUCAGCGUGUACAACAUGUGUGUCGACACACUCUUCCUCUGCUUCUUGGAGGACUUGGAGCGUAACGAUGGAUCUCUACAGAAGCCGUACUUCAUGUCCAAAAACCUCAUGAAGAUCCUCAACAAGUCCAACAAAGCACCAAAAAAGGGUAAAGGGAAGGACUGAAGACAUUUUACCUGACGUCAUGAAACCACAUCAAUGCUGUCAGAUUUUCAGGAUCACUUCAUCUGCAUCUUUUUUUUUUAGUUUACUGAAACAUAUUUGCUGAUUUUGCACUUUUUAAUGAUUAUUUUUACUGUAUAUGUACAUAUGUAGUAGUAAUGACUGCAUAUAUGAACGGGCUGGGCACGUGUAUGCAAAUAAUGUGUAGAUUUUAACGACAUUUCUUCAUUUAACCGUCUAAAUGUCAAAUUUGUUUUUGUUCACUCAGCAUUCAUGCUGCACAUUUCAGUUCUGGAUGAUUUAUCACGUUUCAUUUAUUCCAGAUAUAUAGAUUUUUAAUGCACGUAAAGGUAUGUAUGUUUUUUUAUUUUCACUGAGAAGCUUUCAUAGGACUCUGAUGUCAUUUCUGCAGACAGAACAAAAGAAUUUGCAACAACAAAUGUUCUUAAAUAUCACAUUUAAACAUCUAUUUUUAAAGAUUUGUAAAAAGAAAUGUUUUAUAAAUGCAAACAUUUUAAUGACUUAUUGAUUUAUAUUGAAAAUACUGUAAUAAAGUUGUAAAUAUGG